UGAGGGCCAUCAAGGACGAGCUCCGGGUGUAUAUAUAUCGUGGCCGAGGCAGACAGAGGCACCAGCUGCUAUCCUGAAGGCACACAGUCAUGAAGAUUCUGAUGAUGGUCGUGUUGGGGUUGGUGGCCAUGGCUGCCGCCCUUCCUGCUGAUAUCAUCAACUACGAGCUGGACAACCAGGAACACGAGCAGGAGGGCGUCGCAGGCACGGCCGUCGAGGGCGAGUACUCGUGGGUAGCGCCCGACGGUAAUGAGUACAAAGUAAAGUACAUUGCUGACAGGUUUGGAUACCGCGUCAUCGAGGACAACGUCGUGCCCAGAACUCGUUCCCUCGACAUCACGGACGCAAGUGAGGAAGAAUAAACGACAAGUACCUCCGCGACGAGCACCUCCACGACCGGCGCCCUGAAGCCACUGUAACAAGCAAACAGAACAUCACAACCCUUGUACACGUCUGUCCAUUGUCUGUAACAGCUACAGUACGUGAUCAUUAAUUACCACUUAUCUGUAACAUCAGUAGAUGGGAAUAAAUUUGUUUUCACUUUA
Molecule: messenger RNA, 545 nt
Organism: Homarus americanus (American lobster)
Lineage: Eukaryota; Metazoa; Arthropoda; Malacostraca; Decapoda; Nephropidae
Product: cuticle protein CP575-like
Exons: 2
Coding region: 90-362 (90 amino acids)
Source: RefSeq, a predicted model, not a curated record